This is a messenger RNA of Calypte anna (Anna's hummingbird), 3642 nucleotides long. It is a transcript of the gene CEBPB, whose product is annotated as CCAAT enhancer binding protein beta. The record is from RefSeq and is a predicted model, not a curated record. Gene Ontology annotation, molecular function: RNA polymerase II cis-regulatory region sequence-specific DNA binding; DNA-binding transcription factor activity, RNA polymerase II-specific. The transcript has a single exon. Lineage: Eukaryota; Metazoa; Chordata; Aves; Apodiformes; Trochilidae. Gene Ontology annotation, biological process: DNA-templated transcription; regulation of transcription by RNA polymerase II; regulation of cell differentiation. Bases 279 to 1265 code for a protein of 328 amino acids.
GGAACUUUCCUAAGUCAGAGACUUUAGGACACGGGACCCAGAACCAGAUGGUCCGGAGGAGAGGCGCCAGCUCCCGCCGCAGCUCCAGGAGCGGUGAAGCCCCGCCGCGCAGCAGGAACUGAUCCAGCCCAGGUGGGCAGCGCAGCCGGGGGCCGUGCCCAGCGCCAGAGACUGAGGCAGGGUCUGGACCCCCCCCACCCCGACGGCGGCAGCUUGAUCCUCUGCCGGGGGGGCCCCCCCUGCGCCUUUUUCUCCUCCCCGCAUCCCCCUUUGCUUUCAUGCAACGCCUGGUGGCCUGGGACGCAGCAUGCCUCCCCAUCCAGCCGCCCGCCUUUAAAUCCAUGGAAGUGGCUAAUUUCUAUUACGAGGCGGACUGUCUGGCUGCGCUCAACAAGCUGCACCCGCGGGCGGCCGGGGGCCGCUCCAUGACCGAGCUCACCGUAGGGGACCACGAGAGAGCCAUCGACUUCAGUCCCUACCUGGACCCCUUAGCAUCCCAGCAGCCGGCGCAGCCGCCGCCUCCCGCAGCAGCAGCAGGGGGCAACUUUGAGCCUCCCUGCACCAGCGGCGGCGGCCAAGAUUUCCUUUCCGAUCUCUUCGCCGAGGACUAUAAAGGCAGCGGCGGGAGCAAGAAGCCCGACUACACCUACAUCAGCCUCGCCCGGCACAGCCACCCCUGCGCCAGCCAGAGCCACAAGCCGGGGGGGCUGCCGGGCUGCUUCCCGCCCCAGAUCGUGGAGACCAAAGUGGAGCCGGUCUUCGAGACCCUGGACUCUUGCAAAGGGCCCCGUAAGGAAGAAGGGGGAGCCGGGCCGGGACCGGGGGGCAUGUCCUCACCCUACGGCAGCACCGUGCGCUCCUACCUGGGUUACCAGUCGGUGCCGAGCGGCAGCAGCGGGAACCUGUCCACCUCCUCCUCCUCCAGCCCCCCCGGCACCCCCAACCCCUCCGAGUCCUCCAAGUCCGCCGCGGGCGGCGGGGGCUACUCCGCUCCCCCGGCGGGCAAGAACAAGCCCAAGAAGUGCGUGGACAAGCACAGCGACGAGUACAAGCUCCGCCGGGAGAGGAACAACAUCGCGGUGCGCAAGAGCCGCGACAAAGCCAAAAUGCGCAACCUGGAGACGCAGCACAAAGUCUUGGAACUGACGGCCGAGAACGAGCGGCUGCAGAAGAAGGUGGAACAGCUAUCCCGGGAGCUGAGCACCCUCAGGAACUUGUUCAAACAGCUGCCCGAGCCCCUGCUCGCCUCCUCGCCUCGCUGCUGACCGCCGGCCGGGCCGUGGGGCGAGCGGAGCCGCCGCUCCUCGGGGGCCGGGCCGGGGGGGAGCCAGGAGGGGGGUGUCGGUCGGUUUGGUUUUUAAUUUUGUUGUUGUUUUUGGUCUUUAUUUACAUGUUGGCGGAAGGCUCCGCCGCGGCGCGGGGAUCUCACCGGGGGCCGGGGGCUGUCAGCGGGGCGGCGCGGUGGGGUUGGCGGCCCCGGCCCUGGGCAGGCUCUGCAGGCUGCUGGGCGCUGGGGUUAUUUAAAAGAGCGAGAGGAGAGCAAGGGCGAAGUGAUGCAAUCCUUUAAGCAUGGCUGGGAAUGCUGUGUACAUGAUGCAAUCUCGUGUAACUGUCAGUCAUGAAUCGAGUAAUCUGUUAAAGAUGUUCCUACAGUUUUUUUUAUUAUAAAGAAUAAUCUAUUUCUAUAAGAAAAUACAUAUGUAUAUUUUGGGAUCUAUGCAUUCUUGCUACAUUUGAAGCAUUAAUGAACAAUUUUAAUAAACUUUAUGUCUAGGUUAAAAAAAGUAGCUUGUUUUAUUUUGCAGGCACGUUUAAAGGUAGAUUAAGCACAGGGUUGAAAUUCGAGCUCAAUCUGGCUUAAUGCCAUGAUCAGGGAUCAGGAUUUUAGUUGGGUCUUUUUACUUUUUCUGUGACACAGAGAAAAAAAAAUAACAACAAAAACAAAAUCCAAAACCCCCAAGAGAAAACCAGGAAGGAGCAGAGCUGGGACUUAGUUCUUGUUGCCUCAUUUUAUUUCCUCUAAUCACUUGCUUUAGCUGCCACUUGGGUGUUGUUUGGGGAGGAGGUGUUUGUGUUUGGUUUCUUUUGCACUUCUUGCUGUUCCAAACGUGUAGAGCAAGAUGUGCUAUCCAAACCAUGACCAGUCUUUGGCAAAGUUACACCAAGCCUGAAGUGGGAGGGAGGAAGAAAAAGUAAGGGAGGAAGCUUACAAUAAGUUUUUGUUUGUUUGUUUGUUUUUCUUUACAGAGUUUCUAUUCUCUAAAUUAUGAUUUGCAUUUCUUAUUUUGGAGUUUACAGGAAUAAACAUGAGAAAGUAGCAUUUCUGUUGGAUGUCGGUAAUUUCGGUCAUUGCUCAGGAAGCUCUCAUGCAACCCAGCCAGGUGAGAGGGGUAUGAACAACUCCCUUAUCUUUUCUCUUGAGACAUUCUUCUAAAAUCUGUAGAUGGAGUUUCUCUGAUCAGAGGUGUUUGUUUCUGUGUGAAUGUGUGUUUGCUGGGGGGCACGAGGCAGAUCAGUGGGGGGUUUGGCAGAGGAGGUGGCAGAUCAAGCUGUAACUGUUUUGAGAACUAAGGCUCUGCCAACCUGUGGAACACGCCAGCUGGGCAGGACUCCCAGGCUGUGUUACUUCCCCCCCUGUAUGCUUCUGUGUCCAGGUCUCCAAGUAGUUAACAGUAUCAAGCUGGUUAUGUGGAGGGAGCUGGGCAAAUGAUAGGGUCUUACUCAGCAUUUUCCAUUUUCCUGUUAGGCCAAACUCAAGCUUUUAGAUCUAGAUUUCCAGCGCCCCAGAAAAGACACUCCUAUGGCCUGUCUGGCAACUGCACACAGAAGGGGUAUUCAGGAUAAAGACAGUGGACUUGAAUUUGUGUUUAUACAUUGCAAUACAGACAAGAAGGACAAAUCCUCAAGUUGCUAGUUGCUUCUUCAAGCAAAGCAUGCUCUCUCCAGGAAGAACUGUUUUUCUUUUUUUGAUGCUUGCAAUCAUAGCCUUCUGUGGCUGAAUCUCCCAGAACUCUUAUUGAAAUUUAUUUCACAUUCCUUGCUCCCACAAUACCUCUGUACCUCCGGCUACGAGCUGUGCAGAUGUAAGUAGUGGAGUGUUAAUCUUGAUCCAGAUUUCUCCCAUUUGCUCUUCAAUUCAUACAGUGCAGUUAAGUUGUUUUUAUGAGACCCUAAGAAUAGAUUUUCCCGGGUGAGCUCGCUACUGCACUAGCAUGACUCAAGUUCUUGCAGGCAAGAUAGAUGUUAGAUCUUGUCUUGACUGUCCCUCGUGACAAUGAUUACUCCAGCCUCCUGUGGCUGUUUAUUCUACUAUUCUUCUAGUUACGAAACUUAUCCACAUCGUUAGAUCCUAUUUUCUUGUUGUGCUGUAGGCCAUGUAAUGUUACCCAAACUUUCAAACAGUGUUCCCAGUCAGAAUCCAGUGCUGCUGAGGGUGGAAUUGCUGGAGGACUGAAGAUGUCCUCAGAUACACUUCUUUCUUUUUUUUCCUUUUGUCUUUCUUUCCUAAUGACAAAGCUUCCAACAAAGUUCAGUUUGUGGAGGCUGGAAGGCAGGGUAGACUGAAAGAUAAGAUGUACUAAAGGUAUUUAUAUCUGUUUAAAAGUCCAGUUUUGGGGACAGAGCUCUAUCAGAUAUGAACAA